AUGGGGGAGCCAAAUGAUGGCGCGAUCAUGGAGAAGGAGACAGAAUCUAGAAACGGACAAGAAGAUUCUGCAGAAUCUGGCGGAGCAUGCAGUCUUGCUUGGAAGGAUCUAACGGUAAUGAUCGCUCUCCGCAACGGAAAAACACAGACAAUUCUGGAGCAAGUAUGUGGUUAUGCUGAGGCAGGAAGCUUCACAGCUCUCAUCGGACCUUCGGGCUCCGGCAAGACCACGCUGCUCGAUGCCUUAUCCGGCCGCCUCGCCCCCGACGCCUUCCUCUCCGGUCAUAUUCUCCUCAACGGCCGUAAGGCCAACUUAUCUUUUGGCACCGUUGCGUAUGUAACACAAGAUGAAAGCUUGAUUGGGACACUAACAGUACGAGAAACAAUAGCAUAUUCGGCUCGACUCCGGCUCCCAGACACGAUGCCAUGGUCCGAGAAAUCCGACAUCAUAGAAAACACCAUCCUAGAAAUGGGAUUACAAGACUGCGCCAACACUGUCAUCGGAAACUGGCACUUGCGAGGGAUCAGCGGAGGCGAAAGGCGAAGAGUCAGCAUUGCUCUCGAGAUCCUCAUGAGGCCCAAAUUGCUCUUUCUUGAUGAACCAACCACUGGCCUAGACAGUGCCGCGGCGUUCUUUGUGAUUGAGAUGCUGCGCGGAUUGGCUAAGGAUCAACGGACAGUGAUAGCCUCGAUCCACCAGCCUAGCAGCGAAGUGUUUGAGCUGUUCGACAAGCUGUGCUUGCUUUCCCGUGGCAGAACCGUCUACUUUGGCGAAGCGUCUGAAGCUCACGAGUUCUUUGGUGGUGCCGGUUUCCCCUGCCCUGAAUUCAGGAAUCCCGCGGAUCACUUCAUCCGCUGCAUCAACUCAGAUUUCGACAAAGUGAAGGAGACUCUGAGAGGAUCAACGGUCGAGACAGAUGAUGAUCCUCUAGAGAAUAUAACCGCAGCUGAAGCUAUCGAGAUUCUCGUAGAUUCGUAUCGUAGCUCUGAGUAUUGUAGAGCAGCAAAUGAAAAGAUUGAGGAAAUGUCCAAAGUUGAAGGAGGUGAUGUGGAUUUUGGAGGGAGUGAGGCGAGUUUCUUGAGACAAGCGUUCACAUUGACACAACGGUCGUUUAUUAAUAUGUGGAGGGAUUUUGGGUAUUAUUGGCUGAGGCUUGUGGUGUACAUUGUUGUCACACUUUGUAUUGGCACCAUUUACUUUGAUAUUGGAACUGCCUUUUCUUCCAUCCAGGGGAGGGGAGCAUGCUCGUCUUUCGUGUUCGGUUUCGUGACCUUCAUGUCCAUCGGAGGCUUCCCCUCUUUCGUAGAGGAUAUGAAGGUUUUCCAAAGGGAGAGGCUGAAUGGGCACUACGGUGUGGGGGCAUUUGUUAUAAGCAAUACUUUUUCAGCAAUGCCAUAUUUGAUUAUGAUAAGUGUGAUUUCUGGAACAAUAUGCUACUACAUGGUGAAUUUCCACUCUGGUUUCUGGCAUUAUGUAUUCUUUGUAUUGUGCCUUUAUGCUUGUGUGAGUGUGGUCGAGAGCCUCAUGAUGGCCAUUGCGAGUGUUGUUCCUAACUUCCUCUUGGGGAUCCUUGUCGGCUCGGGAAUCCAGGGAAUAUUUAUGCUAGUGUCUGGCUAUUUCCGACUACCAAAUGACAUCCCAAAGCCUGUUUGGCGAUAUCCAGUGUCAUAUAUGAGUUUUCAUUUUUGGGCUUUACAGGGACAAUAUCAAAAUGAUCUGAAAGGGUUGAUGUUCGACAAUUUAACGCCCGAUCAUGAACCAAAAAUCUCAGGAGAAUUCAUUUUAGAAAACAUAUUUGAAAUCGACACUGAUCGAUCAAAAUGGGUGGAUCUCAGCGUUAUAUUCAGCAUGAUAAUCAUAUACAGGCUCAUCUUCUUCAUAAUGAUCAAAGCCAAUGAAGUCGCCAUACCAUUGGUUCGACGCCACAUUGCAAAGAAAAGAAUAAAACCUGUAAAUAAUACUAAUGAUAUGCAUAGUUAAUUAAGGCCCAUCAAUGUCUAGGUUGAUUGAAUCGUUUCUAAGUUACUACAUGUAUUAAUAUUCAAGAGGAAUAGGACAUACUGUAUAAAUUAGUACUUCCUUUGUUUCCUUUGUUUCUUUAUAAUUGAAUCAUUUUUCUAUUUUGAGAA
Salvia hispanica is the source of this 2129-nucleotide messenger RNA. Its product is annotated as ABC transporter G family member 11-like. Lineage: Eukaryota; Viridiplantae; Streptophyta; Magnoliopsida; Lamiales; Lamiaceae. Gene Ontology annotation, cellular component: membrane. The record is from RefSeq and is a predicted model, not a curated record. Gene Ontology annotation, molecular function: ABC-type transporter activity; ATP binding; ATP hydrolysis activity.